Messenger RNA from Aspergillus steynii IBT 23096, 1186 nucleotides. RefSeq names its product alpha/beta fold hydrolase. The record is from RefSeq and is a predicted model, not a curated record. The coding region runs from base 12 to 854 and encodes 280 amino acids. The transcript is spliced from 4 exons. NCBI's taxonomy places the organism in Eukaryota, Fungi, Ascomycota, Eurotiomycetes, Eurotiales, Aspergillaceae. Gene Ontology annotation, biological process: proteolysis. Gene Ontology annotation, molecular function: peptidase activity.
CCUUAGGCACGAUGGUAGACUUCAUUUCGAUCAACGGCGCACAGCUUGCAUACCGUCUUAUUGGCCCAUCAGAUGCACCACUCAUCAUCACUCUCCAUGGCGGACGAGGAUUCGGCGACCACAAAUCCGACUUUUCAGCAUUCUCGCCUUUAUCGGACCGAUACCGAGUGCUUUCAUUUGACUACCGUGGUCAUGGACAGAGUUCGCGCACCAAGCCGUACUCCUUCCAGCAAAUCGUCGACGACAUCGAGGCACUCCGGGCUCAUUUCGUCGGCCCCGAAACACAGUGCAUCAUUUGUGGCGGCAGCUUCGGCGGCUUUCUAGCGCAACAGUACGCCAUCCAGUAUGCGGAUAAAGUAUCGCAUUUGAUACUACGUGGCACCGCACCUUCGCAUCAUCACGAGGACAAAGCGAUCCAAGUUCUUGAAACACGUCUUAACAAGGCACUCGGGUUAUCUGUGGCCAUGCUGAAAGAGAAGAUCUUCGGGCGAUUUGAAAGCGACAUUGAGUUUCAACUGGUCAUGCUAUCUGCGGCUCCGUUGUAUGCGGAAAAGUUUGACCCGGACCUCGCGUUGCAGAAGAAUCUGGAGACGGUGUUUAAUGCCGAAUCGCAUAAUGACCUGUACUAUGCGGCGGAAAAGUACUUCGAUUACAGAGAUCGUCUGCAUCUCAUCAACGCCCAAACGCUCGUAAUUGUCGGCGAAUACGACUGGAUCUGUCCACCGGAUGAAUCCGCGCUUAUAGCAGCAGAAGUGCCAAACGCGACUCUCGAGAUCGUAAGCGGGGCGAAUCAUGCGGUUCAUCUGGAGAAGAAUGAUUAUGUGGUGGGGGUCAUUCGAGAGUUUCUGGGGUAGGGAAUUCGUUGGUCGGAAAGGAGACGAAGGAUCGGGCGUCUCAGAACAUGCAGCAUGUUCUAAAUCAAGCCAUCGAAGCGAGAAAUCCAGGAGAGCUGAGAUAAAACAUCAUCGCAGGACCGCAAGAUGCGUGCAUGAGAGUCGCUCGGAUCAUCCCACGUGUCGCACACGUGGCGCGCCAUCGUCGACUCCUUCAGCGACGCACAUGGCAUGUUUGCUCAGAUCCCGGCUUAAGAUGUCAGUGCCCUGCGAAUGAGAAGUGGCGGACUCGUAUUGUAUUGGCUAGCGCAAUGUGCAUAGAUAGCGCGAAUGAUGAUGUGCCGUGGUUUUCG